GGUCGACAGUCAUUUCUCAAUAUUUUCUAGCUGAGCUCAUUUCCCAAUUUGUUCCAAAAUAGGUUUUACCUAAGCCAAAUUGCUACAUAUCUUAGCUUAUUUACAAGAACUGUCAUUAAACUAUAUACCAAGAAUGGCAGAGUGUGACCCGAAUGAGCAGAAAGCCAAGGGUUUUAUUGAACAAGCUGAGAAAAAACAGAAGACAUCCUCAGGAUUUGGUGGUUUUCUGUCUGGGGUGUUCGGUGGUGGAUCGUCAAGUUCAAGGUUAGAGGAAGCUGCCGAGCUUUAUGUACGAGCAGCCAAUGCAUUUAAGAUGGCUAAGAAAUGGAAGAGUGCUGGCGAUGCAUUCUGCCGCGCUGCCGAAUUACAUAUUAAGACGGGCACCAAACAUGAAGGGGGGUCAAAUUAUGUCAGUGCAGCAACUUGUUACAAGAAGAGUGAUCCAAAUGAGGCUGUAAUCACUAUGCUCAAGGCUAUAGAAAUAUUCACUGAUAUGGGUCGGUUUUCCAUGGCUGCCAAACAUCAUAUCACCAUAGCAGAGAUAUAUGAAACUGAACUUAUUGACACUGACAAGGCUGUGUCUCACUAUGAACAAGCUGCCGAUUAUUACAAGAGUGAGGAAUCCACAAGUUCAACCAACAAAUGUCUAAUGAAGGUAGCCCAUUAUUGUGCUCUGUCGGAACAGUAUGAAAAGGCAAUUGAAAUUUAUGACCAGAUUGGUACAACGGCCAUGAAUCACACGUUAUUAAAAUACGGCGCUAAGGAUUACUUCUUCAAGGCGACUUUGUGCAGUCUUUGUAUAGACCUUCUCGCUGGGACGGAAGCCAUGGAGAAAUAUGAAGAUAUGUUCCCACAAUUUGCCGAAGCACGAGAAUGCAAACUGCUGAAGACAUUGAUGGAGGCUCUGAAGGAAGAGGAUGUGGACACUUUCACCGAUGCAGUGAAGGACUACGAUAGUAUAUCACGCUUAGACCAGUGGACCACGACGAUGCUUCUACGUGUCAAGAAGACGAUGGGAGAGGACGACAGUGCGAGAUAAACUCGUCAAAAGGACUGAAUAUGCAAUCUUAAUAUAUAGCAGAAAUGUGGUGUAAAUUUCGUUUGAUUUUAUGGCAUUUGUGGAUAAAAUGGAAUUCCAUUGAAUCUCUCCCUUAGGAAUGAGCUUGUUAGAGGGUGUCUUGUUCACGGAGGUCUCAUGCAGACGACAGACUGACGCAAUCUGAGAUGUCUCCAAAUCAAAGGUGGUGACAUCCCUAUUUCUGAAGUCGCAUUGGUCAUUGAACACAGCAUGAAGUUCCUGUAUUUUCUAUCUUGAAGGGAAAUUUGAAAAGGUUCCAUCUCAUGCAGAAGUGGUCAGACGUGGUUUAGAGAUAUUACCAGUACCUCGGGCAUGACCAAGGCUAAUAUUCAAUUUCACCCAAUGAUCAUUUCCAUUGCACGACACAAGUGAGGACUACUGUCGUCUUUGCUGUCAACAUAAAGUUUUCGUGAUGCGCACGGAGAAAAAGCAGAACUUUCCGUUUGAAACAUCACCCUUGUUAGGGUACCAAAGACAAUCAGUGAGGGGGAUUUCCAUUGAAAUCCUAGGAUGACUAGUCUUUGAAAGGCUUUGGGGCUUCUGGUGAUUUGGAUGAUGGGGAUCUCGCUAGCAAUGCUGUUUCAUGUAGGCUAAAGUCUGGAUUUGUUCUGUCGCAAAAUUUACCUGCUAUGCCAUAACCAUAGGUGUAGA
Lineus longissimus is the source of this 1729-nucleotide messenger RNA. Its product is annotated as alpha-soluble NSF attachment protein-like. NCBI's taxonomy places the organism in Eukaryota, Metazoa, Nemertea, Pilidiophora, Heteronemertea, Lineidae. The transcript is spliced from 7 exons. Gene Ontology annotation, molecular function: soluble NSF attachment protein activity; syntaxin binding. Gene Ontology annotation, cellular component: vacuolar membrane; SNARE complex. The record is from RefSeq and is a predicted model, not a curated record. The coding region runs from base 134 to 1039 and encodes 301 amino acids. Gene Ontology annotation, biological process: intracellular protein transport; SNARE complex disassembly.